This is a messenger RNA of Carassius carassius (crucian carp), 1941 nucleotides long. RefSeq names its product multiple epidermal growth factor-like domains protein 9. Gene Ontology annotation, biological process: axon guidance. Gene Ontology annotation, molecular function: extracellular matrix structural constituent. Bases 148 to 1872 code for a protein of 574 amino acids. Lineage: Eukaryota; Metazoa; Chordata; Actinopteri; Cypriniformes; Cyprinidae. The record is from RefSeq and is a predicted model, not a curated record. The transcript is spliced from 6 exons. Gene Ontology annotation, cellular component: basement membrane.
UCGCUGGAGUGAAACCUUGCAGAUCACAGCGCGAGAGUGGACAAAUGGAGACAAUUGGCUGAAACACGGAUUCGGUAGUAAGACUAAUAUCUGUAUAGUACUAAAGGACACAACUGAAACGUUUCACAUGGGGAGCUAAAGGACAAAAUGACGUGUAUGCGUUACACUAUGUUACUGUUCUCAGUUUUGGAGCUGUUGUUGUUGUUGUUAGGACACACAGCUGGUUUGUCGCGCGCUUUACGCCUCGCUAGCGAUGAGAACGCGUCUCCAGGCGCGAGAGUCCCGCGUGCUGUGCUGGCUGAGACGUUAGAGGCUACUACCACCAUCCCAAACCACUUACAGGAGGACGACAGGGACUCCAGAUUUUCACCUUUCACCCCCAAAAUGACCAUCACAUCCAGGACCACUGGUAAAACUAACCAACUACAGCCCUUUUGGCAGACCACCACGGCUGCGCCUCUGACCAAAACAAUGGACCCAACCUCCAAACGCAGUAAAGCCAAAGAAAACAACACAUUCUCCACAACACAAAACGAUACAGAAAAACCUACUUCUUCCUCUCCAUUAAGUGGCACUAAAAACACAACACCGCCUGCACUGGAUACUGCAAACACUUCAUGGACCGUGAAAAGCACCUCAAAGCCUCUUGUGACCACUGAGAGAGGCCAUCAGUGCAACUGUCGUGCUGAGGGUUCACAGGACCAAGAUACCUGCAACUCUGCCACAGGUCAGUGUGUCUGUCUAACUGGAUACACGGGUCAGCAUUGUGAUGAAUGUGCCGAUGCGUAUUUCACCAAUGGGACCGGUGGCUGCCAGGCCUGUAACUGUGACUCCUAUGGAGCUGUGAAUCGACUCUGCAAUAGUUCAGGCAUGUGCAUCUGCAAGAUUGGAGUGCACGGGGACAAGUGUGAUGACUGCCGCCCAGGCUUCUCGAACUUCAGCAGCACAGGGUGCCAACCUUGCCAAUGCAAUAAUCAUAGCAGCUACUGCCACCCACAGUCAGGCAACUGCACGAACUGCCAAGGCAACACCGAAGGACCCAGCUGUGAGAAGUGCAGGUAUAAUUUCUACCGAAGUCUCAGUUCUCCCGUAACAGAGUCCUGUGUACCCUGCCCCUGCUCCAGUGUCACCUCCACAGGCAGCUGUAAGCUCGACUCAAGCGGCCAGCCUUUCUGUGUCCAGUGCAAGCCAGAGUACAAGGGUCCCAACUGUGAGCAGUGUAGUGAUGGCUUCUACAAUGCCGACAGCAUCUGCCUUCCCUGUAACUGCAGUGGGAACGGAGACCCCCACAUAUCUCCCCGGAUCUGUCACCCGGACACGGGCCACUGCCUGAGCUGCAUCAACAACACUACAGGGCCACACUGUGAGCACUGUGCGGAGGGCUUUACAGGGGACGCACUCACCAGGAACUGCACUCCUACAGUCGUCCACACUACUCCUUCAACCACUACCCUCUGGUUUCACUACACCACCAUGACCUCCAGCCCCAAUGCUACAGCACAAUUCACCACCCUCUCCACAACUUUGCUGAGCAGCCUGGGCAGCUCCACCCCCAACAACACCGCAACCACCACCACAGUGACUCCGGUCCCGUGGAACCAGUUUAACAUCAUUAUCCUGGCAGCCAUCAUCAUAGUUGUCAUUGCUCUCUUGGCAGUGGUAGGUGGCGUGUACACUUACAGAAAAUAUCAGAACCGCAAGCUGAAUGCCCCAUUCUGGACCAUCGAGCUGAAGGAGGACAACAUUAGCUUCACCAGCUAUCAUGACUGCAUUCCGAACGCAGAUGUAUCAGGGCUUUUAGAAGAUGAAGUUAGUGACAUGGAAAAUGGACAACUUGCUUUAACCGGUCCUGGUUGUUUGUAUAAGGUGUAACUGAUGUUCCGUCACAGAAACUGGGCUGCUACAUCGACACUGGGCAGAUUGUGGACCUGUGGAUAUAUU